Balearica regulorum gibbericeps (East African grey crowned-crane) is the source of this 1951-nucleotide messenger RNA. The record is from RefSeq and is a predicted model, not a curated record. Lineage: Eukaryota; Metazoa; Chordata; Aves; Gruiformes; Gruidae.
CUCGAACUCUGAACUGAGCGAACAUGAGUGCACUUGAUUUGACUUCCAUCCUUGAUUUUCUGGAAACGGCCAACUUGACAGAGAUCAACUGGACGUGCAACAACGGUGACUGCAUCACGGUUGAUGCGACAACAUGCCCUGGCACGCUCAACAAAAGCGCCCUGCUAUACACCCUGUCCUUCUUCUACAUUUUCAUCUUUGUCAUAGGGCUGGUGGCCAACUCGGUUGUGGUGUGGGUCAACCUCCAAGCCAAAAUGACUGGCUAUGAAACCCACCUCUACAUUUUCAAUUUGGCUAUUGCCGAUCUGUGCGUUGUCAUCACCCUUCCGGUGUGGGUCGUCUCCCUCGUCCAGCAUAACCAGUGGUACAUGGGAGAAAUCACGUGCAAGAUAACUCACCUUAUAUUUUCCAUCAACUUGUAUGGCAGCAUCUUCUUCCUGGCGUGCAUGAGCGUGGACCGCUACCUCUCAGUUGCCUAUUUCACCAAUUCCAGCAAUCGCAAGAAGAAGAUAAUCCGUCGCUGCAUCUGCAUCUUAGUGUGGUUCCUUGCCUUCUCCGCGUCUCUCCCGGACACCUAUUAUCUCAAGACCGUCUCUUCCAACAACGAAACCUAUUGCCGUCCUGUCUAUCCAGAGGAGAGCUUCAAAGAGUGGUUGAUUGGCAUGGAGCUCAUCUCCAUCGUGCUGGGCUUUCUUAUCCCUUUUCCCAUCAUUGCUCUCUUUUAUUUCCUCCUGGCGAAGACCAUCUCCACCUCCAGUGACCAAGAGAGGAAGAGCAACGGGAAGAUCAUUUUCUCCUACGUGGUCGUGUUUCUUGUCUGCUGGCUACCCUACCACAUAGCUGUCCUUCUUGACAUCUUCUAUAGCCUUCACUUCAUACCUUUCAGUUGUCAGAUGGAGAACUUUUUGUACGCCACCCUUCACAUCACUCAGUGUUUCUCUCUAGUCCAUUGCUGCGUCAACCCCAUCCUUUACAGCUUCAUUAACCGCAACUACAGAUACGAGCUCAUGAAAGCUUUUAUUUUCAAGUACUCUGCCAAAACUGGUCUCACUAAACUUAUCGAUGCUUCCAGAGUGUCGGAAGCAGAAUACUCUGCUCUGGAGCAAAAUGCCAAAUGACUGCAACCCCAUAAAGAAACCUUGACUGUUUGACUUGGGGGUUUUCCCCCUUUUGCCUGUGCUUGUAACGAACGGGGCGUGAAUUCCAGCCUACAAAAGAGAAAUAGCAAACUAUGACUUAAGAGUUAGAAUCAGGGGUGAAAUGGAAGUGGUACCAAAAUUACGCCUUUUGGUGGUGUGUUGUUUGAUCUCUUCUUGCCCCAGCCUGGACUUCUCGACAACGCUAUGCAAAUGGAAAGGACUCUCUAGCAGACAAAGCCAUUGUGUACCAUAGAUAACAUGCAUUUCCAGGAUAAGCUUUUUCUUCCACGUCUAGAUUCCCCUCUCGUCUCCUUGUAUAUGUUAUAUAUAUAUAGUGUGUUGUAUUUAAAAGCUCGAGACUUUAUUUUCUGGCUCUUGGUGUACCUUAUACAAUUGUAUUUGAAAGUUAAAUAUAUUUUUAUCAUGUAUUUGGAGUAUAUUGCUGAUGAGUGUAUCCAGAGUGCUGUAGUCUGAGUGUUAGAUUGCCGUUUGGUUUUAAACUGUCGUAGGUGAGAGGAUGCCGAUAAUUAGCAGUAUGGAAAUGAUCUCUUAGGUGCAUCCUCCCUGGCUGGCACACUUUAUCGACUGUAGCUUCAUGUGGUGGUCAUACCCGCGUGUCUGGAGCAUGAAAUGUAUGUCCUGUAAUAUAGUUACCGUCAUGUUAAAAUUAUCAGUAUUGUAAGAGUUGGUAACUCCUACGCCCGUACUUCACAAAGCUGUAUCCUUAUGCACAGAAUGAAUGAUCUUACUUCGGAGAGUUGUCUCUAUUUGUAAGUUAUUUUUGUAAAAUAAAGAUCUGGGGAGAAAAAAAA